Haliotis rufescens (red abalone) is the source of this 731-nucleotide messenger RNA. RefSeq names its product stimulator of interferon genes protein-like. The record is from RefSeq and is a predicted model, not a curated record. Gene Ontology annotation, biological process: signal transduction. The coding region runs from base 12 to 731 and encodes 239 amino acids. The transcript has 2 exons. NCBI's taxonomy places the organism in Eukaryota, Metazoa, Mollusca, Gastropoda, Lepetellida, Haliotidae.
AAAAAAAAACAAUGGCCACAUCGAGGGAUCUCGAUACCCUUAUCCAGUUGGAAGAAGAUGAAGAAUAUGACUUUGAGCUGGCACAACGCCGCAUGGAGGCUGAAAGAGCUGCUAGGGAGGUAGAAGCGUUCCAAAGGAACACCCUGAAUCUGGACAUCCCCCCACUUCCAAAUGGAAAAUCACACCAUCUUUUUAUUUCCCAUAGUAAUGAUCCUCCGGAAGAAGCGGAAUGGGCAGAGCAACUGGUCAACACCAUGGAGCGAGACUUUGGCUUGAAAUGCCUUUGGCCAAAACGAGACUUUACCCCCGGCCACGAUGUUGGAUCCUUGAUACAGAAUGGAAUCGUGUCUUCUGUGAAGGUUGUCUUCAUUCUGUCUCCUGCUUCGAUGGAAAGCCGAUGGUGCGAAUAUGAACGGAAUUUUGCGUUUGGCAUUUCUGUUGAGAACAGGGAAAAUCAGAUAAUUCCUGUAAUGUUAUGCCAGUGCGACUUUCCAGGCAUUCUGAAGACCCUGAAUUAUAUUGAUGUACCUGCCGGAGAGGACUAUGCAUUCAAAAUUCGGCGAUGCUUUGACGAAGACACACGAGAUUUUGAACAUCUUGUUCCUGAAAUGAUGAAAUACUGGAAAAACGAAAAAGGUGAGGGCAUAGUCCAGGCACUAUAUGUAUCAAAGCAGACACAAAUGGCGAGAUUGAUAAACAUUCCAGGUGUUGGAAUACAUACUGUGGUGUGA